CCUCCCCUUCAGUUUUGCACAGGUGUACCGGCUCCUCCCCUUCUGUCUUGCACAGGUGUACCGGCUCCUCCCCUUCUGUCUUGCACAGGUGUACCGGCUCCUCCCCUUCAGUCUUGCACAGGUGUACCGGCUCCUCCCCUUCAGUCUUGCACAGGUGUACCGGCUCCUCCCCUUCAGUCUUGCACAGGUGUACCGGCUCCUCCCCUUCAGUCUUGCACAGGUGUACCGGCUCCUCCCCUUCAGUUUUGCACAGGUGUACCGGCUCCUCCCCUUCAGUCUUGCACAGGUGUACCGGCUCCUCCCCUUCAGUCUUGCACAGGUGUACCGGCUCCUCCCCUUCAGUCUUGCACAGGUGUACCGACUCCUCCCCUUCAGUCUUGCACAGGUGUACCGACAGGUGUCCUCCCCCCCUGGACUGAAAUUUCUUCCUCUCAUUUCACCGCACACUGGGAGUUUUUCACACUGUGCAUUAGAAGCUGCAGCCAAAGAGAGCUCGGCCCCAUUUCCUGGCUGGAGAACGCCCUGCAUCAUAUAGCUCUUUCCUCCCCAGCCUGUUCCAGGCCCCACCUUUUCAUUCAUUGGAUU
Molecule: messenger RNA, 585 nt
Organism: Staurois parvus
Lineage: Eukaryota; Metazoa; Chordata; Amphibia; Anura; Ranidae
Source: the annotation of a GenBank genome assembly